This is a messenger RNA of Colletotrichum paranaense, 972 nucleotides long. RefSeq lists its product as uncharacterized. Lineage: Eukaryota; Fungi; Ascomycota; Sordariomycetes; Glomerellales; Glomerellaceae. The coding region runs from base 1 to 972 and encodes 323 amino acids. The record is from RefSeq and is a predicted model, not a curated record. The transcript is spliced from 2 exons.
AUGGGUUGGUUCGACGGCUGGUUCGGCCCCAGCGCCUCGUCCGACGACCCUCUCAAGUCCCUCGACCCCAAGCUCCGCGAAUACCUCGAGCGCGAAUCCCCCGUCAAGAUCCAGCAGCAGCAGCAGGUCCAAGAAGCCGAGAAAAAGGCCAUACGGGUCGCCGCGCAAGCAGCGCUGGCGGCAGAAGCAUCCGCACAAGCACAGGCCCAGUCGCAAUCACAGUCACAAGAUGCCGCCGCAGAACGGCCAAUCGUGCCGAAGGAGAGCCUCUUCCAAGACGGUCGGUACGCGCACCUGUGGAAGACGUACCGGCCCUACGCCGAGGUAGAAGCCGAGACGAAGACGGACCACGAGAAGCUCAUGGACGUGCUGGACGGGUUCAAGCAGAGGAAGCACAACAUUGGCCGGGCGGCGCUCGAGAACUGCGCCAUUCAGCAGGAGGAGUGGGUGAACUGCAUGAAGAGCGGCGACUGGGAGGACAGGAUGCAGAUGUGCAGGCGUCAAGUGCAAAAGUUUGAGAGGUGUUAUACCAUGCAGACGAGAUUCCUCAAGGCCCUUGGCUACCAAUCCAUCAACGGCCGCUCAGCCCAAGUGGAAGAAGACAUCCAGAUGCACGCAGACCAGCUCUACGGGCGCAUGAUUGAGCAGGAAGAGGCCGUGGAGGCCGCCAAGAAGGAAGGCCUCCCAGUGCCCAAGUUCGAUUUCACGAUACCCGUCGCCGCACCGGCCGCGGCGCACACGCCGAGGCCGGACCUGGAGACCUCGUGGAAGGAGAAGCUGGAGCAGCUGCCCGAGUCGGAGAGGGCGGUCGAGGAGGCGGCGCUGCGGGCGGACUUCCAGGCCAACGUCGAGGUGGCCAAGAACGUGCAGAAGCUGUGGGACGAGCAGGAGAAGGAGAAGGAGAGGCGCAAGGCGGAGGGCAAGGCUACGAUUGUGGAUCGUAUUUCGGGGACGUUUGGCGGUGGGAAGUAA